UUUGUUCCACAUUAUGAAGACAAGUGUUCCUCAUUUUGUAGAUGGAAGUUUGAGAGCUAUGAGUUUAAGAAUUUACAGCUGAAACAUUAUGUUUAUGUCUGCCAGAAAAUUUGCACACGUUAGAGUACAAAGGUAUCACAGGAGCUCAUUCGUUUCCGCGGGGAGGUACUCCGGAGGUAAGUCGUUAGUUUCCGCAUUUUCCUGACUGUCCAGCAGUUAGCCAGGCGGCAGGCAGUUCCGACCUUUGCCUAGGAGACAGGCAGACUUCCUGACAAAUAUCCCAGCAACCGUGGCGUGCAUCGGCACUCACGCGCUGCUCCCUCCCAAAGAGGAACCUGUGUUAUCUGUAGACAACAUCGCUGAUAAGUCCGGGAACCUGUACUCAAUGUGAUGUUAUUCCGAAAUCAAUUUCCCCCCUCAGUUAUGGAUAUACAUUAUGAAUGGUACAAAAGACUGCUGCGCUAGGUGAAGGAUAGCAAUACAAAUAGAUUCUAAACCCAGUUUCUGUCGACUGUCAGUUCACAAUAAUGCUACAGCAAGAAGAUUUAACAAUUUGAGGUGGCAUAUGCUGAUUUUUGAGCCAUGGAAGGAGGUAGCAGUGAAGCACAGACAGAACAAUAUACACAGCCACAACAGACAGGGGAUCCAUGUAGCAACAGCUUACGAUCAGAACUCGGCACAAACCUUCUGAGUUCCAAAUCCAUGUUGCUCAGUGUAGAAAAUCAGGACUGUAGGACCAGCAGUUACUCUGGACAUUUUGAUUUUGUCAGUCCUCCAGUUCAGCUAAUUAUAACAUCUUAUGACUCCAAUCCAGAUCCCCCUGAACACUACAACACACAUUUCUUGUUUAAUCGACAAGCCCCUGCCAGGAUUUCUACUUCCCCAACUCUGAGAAGACUGAGAAAAGGCUCCACUAUCCUGAGUUCAUCAUCAGACUUUGCUGUCUCAAGAUUUGGAAGUCGGCAUAAUAUUAAUAAAAUAAAUCCUAGGAAAGAAAAUAAGAAUGUCAAAACUGAAACUUCAAGUCAAUAUGUGUCAUCUUCACAAUGCCAAAUGUACCAGCAGUCGUGUUCUGAAGAGAGCAAGACAGAUAACAAGAAUUCAGUGGAUUCCUUGCUUUCUGGUAUGGUUAUUGAUGGAACUAAAAAUCAGUAUCAAAAUGGUACUUGCUGUACCCAAGGACAUCAGCAGAGUGUACCUGACGAGCAGCCAUCCUUGAUCUGUGAAGAGAAACACGAGCAAAGUACAGAAAUCUUGGAAAAGGAUGUACAGAAACCAGAACGCCGAUCAAAAAGAUUAUUAUCACGGACGCAUAGUUCUUUUAUUGUACACCUGCCAGAACUUGAUGUGUUCCCAGGUGAUCUCUUUAGUUUUGAAGGUGCUGCUGAUUAUGCAAGCUGUUCUAUAAUGACACCAAAUGCAGAUGUAAAGAAGAAAAAGUGGCCUUUUUCAAAAAAAGGAUUUAAUAAAGAAAAACAAAAGCAACUUAUUGAACAUUGUCUUUCUACUAUCAUAAUUGAGGACUGGAGAAAUUAUGAGUUUCAAUUGUACAAGGACAUAAAUUGGAGGGAUGUUCUAAAAAUGCAUGAAAUUAAAUCAGAAGAUGUGGAUAAAACUGACUUGAUGAAACAUGAAGCUGUAUGGGAGCUAUUCAGCAGUGAAUGUACAUACUUUCUUGACCAAAUAAUGGUACUCAAAGAGGUUUUUCUAAAGACCCUGAAAUGCCUGCAGGAAAGUGACUUCCUCCUUGAUGUGGAUUCAUGGCGACUUUUUGCCAACAUGGAUGAGCUGUGCCUGGUAAGCUUUAGUUUUUUGACUCAGCUUUUUAACAUCAUAAAAGACUUCUGGACUCAUGAACAUGUUUCGGCUUCAAUCCUUGCAUCAGCACUUGUACAGCACUUCAGGGAAAUUGUGUGCCACAGUCACCAAAAAUAUUGUCUUCAGUAUUCUGCUGCACUUUUCUACCUUGAAAACCUAAAGCAAAGGGAAGACUUUGAAACCUACGUAAAGUGGUGUGAGCAAAAUGAAUAUUGUAAACGUCUGCAUUUGCCAGAUCUGCUAGUGGCUCCACUUCAGAGAUUUACUCGUUAUCCUUUACUUCUGAAAAACAUCUGGAAGAGAAGUACUGAAUUAAAUGAAAAAGAUGUUAUUUAUGGCAUAGUAGAGCAUGUGGAAAAAGCAAUACGUGACCUAGAGGGUAAGGUUAAAUGGCUGGACAGAUUUCAGAAAGCACGACAACUUCAGGAAAUAAUCGUUUGGCCACCAAUUUGGGAGCGAGACAAGAAGCUCUUUAUUCCAGAGACAUUAAGACAUUUUCUAAAAGAAACACAUACAGAAAACCUGUUGUCUUCCAUAGACAGAGUCCUGUUGUAUGAAGGAAAGUUAGGACUUGUAGAUAAUGCAAAGCUGCUGGAUGUUUAUUUAUUCUUGUUCGAUGACUUCCUAUUAGUCACAAAAAUAAAAUAUAACAAAAAGAAAUCUGGGAAUGUGGAACCAGGAUUAAUGUGUCCAUUAGUAAGUCCAGAACUGCAGUCUCUGGUCAAGGAUGGUGGCUCUUGUAUUGUUCUGGAUCAGCCAAUUCCUCUGGACAGAUUAGUGCUCAAGAAUAUUGACACCUACCAUGCCUUAGCUUGUGGAACACAGAAUGCUUUUUUGAUAUUACUGCAAAAUAGAUACCAGCAGUGUACAGGAGUUUUCUUAUUCCAAGCACAAACUGAAAUCAUAAAGAAAACUUGGAUGACUCAGAUAGAAACAGCAGCUUCAUCCUUUUCAGAAAGAUGCAGCUUACACAUACAAACAGAAUCCACAGAAAUUUAGUGAACCAAAAAUAAAAUAUUAAAAGAAAUUUAUUGAAUCGAACAAUCACCUGUCAAAAGAAUCGACAAGAACUGCUGCACUGUCAUUUUACUGUCACAACAGGGUCAUGUAUUUACUACUUUACAUACAGUGUUUCAAAGCAUGAGUUUUGUUUUACAUUAUUUAUAAACAUGUACAUAGGAAUGAAUUUUUAUAAAGAAUAUUAAAUGAAGUCUGUGGAAAAAACUUCAAAACUUUUUAUACAUGUUUGUACGGCAGCUUUAGAUAUAUAAAUACUGCUUUAAUAAAAUAUGAUAUCAGUGCAGAAAUUGUGUGCUUGUCUGUUUACAAUCAUUGUCAAUACCACAGGUUUGCAGAUUUAAAUAAUGGAAUUUAAGUUUCAUUGUCAUUAGCUGGAUUCCAAAAUUUAUACUGAUGUUUUCUAAGUAUAUUUUUAUGAUAAGGCAAUUCUUGUAUUAUAUAUUAGUAUUUCUGUAAAUCGGUUCAAUGAGUGAUUCCAAAGGUCCAUCACUAAAUAACACAACCUGACAGUACUAGCAUUAAAAUCUGAGAUAAAAUUCAAGUUCUGAGUUAAUGGUCAGGUGUCAAAUAACUUCUGAUUAACACCUGGAUUUUACUGUUGCUUAGGCAGUCCAGAUAUGGAAUUUUGGCAGAUAUCCCAGUAAAAAUGUGAAUAACAGCAGAAGUCUGCAUUAUAAAUGUACUCAAUUCCCUUCCUUUUAGAAGCUGGAAAUAGUUAUUAGUGUUAAAUAAUUCCAGUGUGUAUAAUUUCUCAUGUGAUUUCACAGAAUACAUUUUGCUAAUACCAAAUAAAGUUCAUACUAUAAAACUUAUUGGACCAUCUAAGCAAAAAUAAUCAGUAUAUCUUGUAGCAGAAUUUACUAGAUCAGUAUUGUUGCUAUGUAUGGGCUAUAUUCAGUAUCCUCUAAGCAUGUCCUGUGGACUUGAACUGAGGCAUACCACUCAACUGUCCAGAAUGUUGCAGAAUAUUUAUCUUUUUAUCUCAUAUUUUUGGUUGACUUCUCAUAAAAUUUUUGGGAAUUUUUUUGGCAGAUUAUUAAGGACUGAAGUCUCUAAACCACCCAAAUGUGGUAGGAAACCGGAGCACCUGGAGAAAACCCACUCAAACACAGGAAGAACAUGCAGACCACACAGAAGGCACUCCAGCCAAGAAUCGAACCAGGGAAACUUUUGUUGUGAGGCAACAACACUAAAUGCUGUGCCACUGUGCCAGCUUACUCAUUUAUGUCUGCAUAGUAGUA
Molecule: messenger RNA, 4079 nt
Organism: Protopterus annectens (West African lungfish)
Lineage: Eukaryota; Metazoa; Chordata; Ceratodontiformes; Protopteridae
Gene: PLEKHG7
Product: pleckstrin homology and RhoGEF domain containing G7
Exons: 17
Coding region: 583-2817 (744 amino acids)
Biological process (GO): Rho protein signal transduction
Molecular function (GO): guanyl-nucleotide exchange factor activity
Source: RefSeq, a predicted model, not a curated record